AGUGCGUCGCGACGUUUGAACAGAGUGAGUGGCGUCGUUGGCUCCAUAUGAUUUAGGUUGAUGCUGGAGUUGAGCAUAUCAGAAGCGUUCGGAACGCCGGCAACAUCAGUCGCAUCCAGACUGUCGUGCGAGUUUGUCGAAUUGUUAAUCGCGUGCGCGUUUUCUUAUACAAAUUUUCCCACCAUCCCCGAGGAAAAGUGUUGAGCCAAGGAGGUACACUGAAGAAUUGUGAUUUUCUGUGGCUUGUCAAUUGUGUUUGUCCUAUCUUUGUGGGUGGAUUUUGCCAGUCCAGAAGAGUGCUUCUGGGUGUCUGGGAGGACGUCGACUUUGGGAGCAAAAAGUCGCUGGAGCAUUUAUGCCUUUUCUCAAAUUACCAACACCCUGACAUUAAUGAUGAGUGAAAGUGCACUAAAACUUAUAAUUGUCUCUUCGGUGAGGGAAUAAUUUUGCCAUCUUGCGAGUUGCUGUUAGAAAAUCAACAGUGUGCAUUUUCGCGGGCAAAAGACACAUUUAACAAGAAGGUUUUAUUGGCAUUUUCACACCAUAUCGUCAAAAGUUUUUUCUUUGAUGUGAUUGGACUUGAGAGUAUUUUGUAGUUUGAAGAAGUGAUGAAGAGUUUCAGUUGCGGAAAAAUUGUAGAGGAAAAGUUUUCGUGUCCAAUAUGAUUGGUAAUUGAGAUAAUUGUGAAAUCAUUGAAUCAUCUCAAUUUUUCUGCUUCUAACUUUACCCCCUUUUUACCGUUCUUACCACGAAUUUAUUGGAUAAACAAGGAAAAAAAGUAGAGGAUCCUCAGUCUAUACAAUUUAUGUGCUGUGCAUUCAGUGGUUUGACUGACCAAAAAUAGACAUUCACCAUUUGUGCACAUACGUUAUUCAACAUAAACAAGAAAAAUACACAAGAAUAUAUGGAUGAAUAGGAAGGAGUGAAGAAUCUCUGAGACGCCAGAAGGGAUUCCAUUCUCAAAUCUAUACGUUCGCUUGAGCUUGAGGAAGGGAUAGCAGAAAAAAAGGACGAAAAGAAAAAUUGUGUUUUAAGUCCAUCACAAAAGACUUCUCCUGCUUGUACUGAAGCAAGGUGAAACUCUGUGGUCUCAAUUUUCCCGCUAAAAAGUGUGGUGAACGAGAGAGCUAAAAACCUCAGCUCCCAAAGUCCUGGAGAAAAAAAGCGGGAAAAGCAGAAUACAGACGGGCGAAAAAGUGACAAAAACUACACCCAUAAAAUCAUGCUGCGGAGAUAGGAGGAAAAAGAAGUGAAAUAUAAAGUUUUUUUUUUCGUACCAAAAAAAUAAAACCCGCACCAACCGCCAACAUUGAAUUACAAACUGUUUUAUUUUGUGCUCAAGAGGAGUAAGGGGUUUCCAAGUCACACCAAAAUCAUGUCCCAGGAAAAGUGGAAUUGAAAAAGAAUAAUAAAACGUGAAUUGUUCAAGUAUCUCUUGUUUAAACAACAAUAAUAUCCUCGGUGAAAAAAAAAAGAUUUCAUAUUAUAUCCCAGUCAGUGAGAGAGGGGCACAGUAAAAAAAAGACCUAAAAGAUAAAUAUUUACAUAACUUUUCAACCCCAAGGGUGUUCCCACUGGAUCAGUGUUAGUGUGUGUAUGUGUGUUUUUUUAACUAUACAUCUCUCAGUGUUCUAAACCCAACCCUCGAGGCAAAUGAAAAACAAUUAAACCACCGGAACAAUCUCAUCAGCAUCAUCCACAUUGUUGGUGGUGGACCGCCUGGAAACUGCUGUUAUAUGUUUGAAACUCUCAGCAUCCAACUCUUGAAUCAUUAAAAUGUGGCACAACACUAAAAUCAGUGCUUCUGCAUGGAGGCGCUUCAUUGGCGUCGGGGUGCUUCUGCAAAUUAUUGCUAAUUGUGGACUGGGUACACUUGCACUGCGCAAUGUGACGCUAAUUGUGGAUCCACCAGCUGUUCGACGGUCACAUAAUGCCAAGCUUCUUUGUCUUUACGAUCUCGAGGGAGCUCCUCUGUACUCUGUAAAAUUCUACAGAGGUCUUCGUGAAUUCUAUAGAUACUUACCAAGUGAGACACCGAAGAAUACAAUCUUCCCUUUUCCGGGAAUCCAUGUUGAUUACUCCCUCUCAAAUGCCAGUCAAGUAGUGAUUCGGAAUGUUGGAUUUGGAUUGUCUGGCAAUUUUUCGUGUGAAGUCUCAGCUGACGCACCAUCCUUCUCCACAGCAAUGGCUCACAUCCAGAUGCAAGUUGUGGAAUUACCAGAGAAGCAGCCCUCUCUUUAUACCGAACACGAUAGAUAUGAACCAGGUGAUGUGCUCAGAGCAAAUUGCAGCUGUCCACCUUCACGGCCCAAAGCUGAUUUAACUUUGACUCUCAAUAAUAUUGUGAUAAAUCACGGAGAGACACAGUACUAUCAGACUACAGAUAACCUCAUACUGGCCUACGCGAGCCUGCGGCUGCAGCUCCAGAGCAGCCACUUUGGGGGUCCAGUACCCAGUGUUGGUACAGGUCUGGUUCUGCGGUGUACCGCUGAAAUUGGGAAUCUCUAUCAGGAGUACACGGAACUUGAGCUGGGUGUUCCGCAGCGUGAUCCAAUUCCAGCACGAGUGACCUCAUCUCGAUCACAUUGUCUUCAAGCAGAUUACUGGUACUUUUCAUUAACGUCUAUUGCGUCAUUUAUGCUGCUGCGUCGUCUCACUGUGAGAUAGUUACUCUAUUAUUAAGUAUUCUUCUAGAUUUAGCAGAUGGUAUGAUUAGAAUAAGAUAAAAAGAUGAAUUUUAUUCACUUGUGUUUGAUGAUGAAAAAUUCUGUGAGACAGUGACUCAAUGAAAAUACUUCACUUUAAGAAGCUUCUUGGAAUGUAUAGGACAAAGAAAAAUCGUAAGAAAUCAUCGAGGAAAAUGUUAGUAAAGUUAUAAUAAUGUGACAUUGAAUUUUAUAUUUGAAUGUCAUUGCAUUUUGGUAGAGCCAUUAAGUGUGAGCUGAGAAUGAAAGACAUAAUUUCCAUUGUAAAGAUUAUAAAGAGGCAACAGCAGUAAUCAAUUAAGAUAAAUAGGUAGAGUAAUUUAAAAGAAAAAGAGAUCAAAAGAAUGUAAAUAUUCAAGUUUGUCUCACCUUUUAUUCCUUUGAAAAAUCUAUUAUUUUUCUCAUAAGAUUGCAAAGUGUUAUAUUUGUAUAAUCAUAUCUUAUGGUAAGACUUGCUGAUGGAGGAAAAUAUGUAUAGAAAUAAUUCAAUGUAAAAUGGCUGUCCGUCCUCGAAAGAGCGAAUUUUUUUUCCAUCGAAAGCAACUUCUUCUAAAGCUAAGAAUUUAUUCAUAAAUAAACUAAAAAAGAACAUAAACUUUACUCCGUCGAAGGAAUUGUCAAAUAAAUUUAAAAAAAAUAGUAUAACUUGCAGAAAAAGAAAAUUGAUUUUAUGUCUCUUCAGAGUGUCACAAAUAUAACCAUACAGUAAAUCAAAAAAAAAAUCAUGACGAGAAUAUAAAAUAUGCAAAAAAACAUGAAAAUUAAUUAAAUUUCAAUGUUUAUACAAUAAAAAAAUGUAAUGAAGCAUGAAAAGGGCAAGGAUUAAACAAUGGAUGAAAUUAUUCAAAUAAUUGAUAUGAAAAAUCGAAUAAAUGCUAAAAGGAAUUAAUGUAUAAUAUUAACUAUUGUAUAAUAAUAAAAAAAAAUAUGAAUGGAAAUAAAUUUCAAAUAUAAAUACUCAAUAA
Molecule: messenger RNA, 3670 nt
Organism: Phlebotomus papatasi
Lineage: Eukaryota; Metazoa; Arthropoda; Insecta; Diptera; Psychodidae
Gene: beat-IIa
Exons: 7
Coding region: 1777-2667 (296 amino acids)
Source: RefSeq, a predicted model, not a curated record